Messenger RNA from Theileria equi strain WA, 276 nucleotides. RefSeq lists its product as hypothetical. The transcript is spliced from 2 exons. Gene Ontology annotation, biological process: endoplasmic reticulum to Golgi vesicle-mediated transport. The record is from RefSeq and is a predicted model, not a curated record. NCBI's taxonomy places the organism in Eukaryota, Apicomplexa, Aconoidasida, Piroplasmida, Theileriidae. Gene Ontology annotation, cellular component: TRAPPIII protein complex; TRAPPI protein complex; TRAPPII protein complex. Bases 1 to 276 code for a protein of 91 amino acids.
AUGGGUAUCGAGGUUGGAGUACGCAUAUUAGAACUAUUGACACUCCGCGAGAAAAUCACUACACGCUUCAAAAACGUUAUCGCUCUAUUGACAUUUGUCGCAAACUCGGUAUGGAAAUACCUAUUUGGUCACAGUGCAGUGCUUUUAAGGGGGAAGGAAGACUCCUCAGAGUUCAUGCUUAACGAUAAAGAAUUUCAAAUUACAAAAUACAUUUCGAUGCCAAAGGUUUGUUUGAAUGAGUAUAUAAUGGGUGUUAUGGAGCUGAGAUGGACUUAG